Molecule: messenger RNA, 1589 nt
Organism: Fragaria vesca subsp. vesca
Lineage: Eukaryota; Viridiplantae; Streptophyta; Magnoliopsida; Rosales; Rosaceae
Exons: 10
Coding region: 48-1319 (423 amino acids)
Cellular component (GO): catalytic step 2 spliceosome
Source: RefSeq, a predicted model, not a curated record
AUAUCGAGUAGACGCAGUAGCGGUGAGGGAUUUUGCUUUUUCGAGUCAUGGCAAGCGCCGCAGUUGAGAAAACAGAGGAGGUGCUCCGCAAGGAGAUCGAUGAGCUCCAACGCCAACAGCGCGAGAUUACGGAACGCCUACGAGACCCUAGGGGACUUCGCAAGGGAGGAGGUGGAGGAGGCUCGGCCGCUGCCGCUCCCCGCAACUUCGCCGCCAAUGGCGCUCGCCCGCGAGGCUUCACUCGACCUGCAGAUAGGGCUGAUGUGGAGGAUCAACCUCCUGCGAAACGCCGGCUUUCGUCAGCUGUUGUCAAGGUGGAGGAUGGAGAGAUAGUUGAGAGUGCUGAAGGAGCCAAGGAUGCGAAGAAGAAGGAUUCAAGCGAGGCGGUGAAAGCUGAUCGCAGUGAUAGGAGGUUGUCAAAUUUGCAACAAGGUAGCUGGUUAAGGAGGGAUGGCAAUCAUGGUGCAGCCAAGAAGGACUUUGACAUUCCGGCAACGGAGCAUGUUCCGAGGGUAUUGCCAAAGCAAGAAGACCCCAGCGUGGUUAACAGGAACAAAAGAAUGCUCGGGCAUGUUUUGGGCACUUUAGAGAAAUUCAGGAAAGAAGAUAUGCAACUCUCAGGAACAGAGGCUUUCAUGCGGAGAUCAAACUCUUUACAAAGAGCUGAGCAAAGAGCACGUGAAGAAAGUGAAAGACUUCGGAUACAAGAGCGAGAACAUAUUGCGGAAAAGCGGAGAAGAGAUCUGACUCUGCGAGCACGUGUUGCUGCCAAGACUGAAGAAAAGAAAUUGGAACUGCUUUUUCUUCAGUGGAGUGAUCAUCAUAAGAAACUUAGCAAUUUCAUAAGGACCAAGGCAGAGCCUCCAAUAUAUUAUCUACCCAAGAAACCAUCAGAUGAGGAUGCUACCUUGGCUGAGCAGCAAAAAGAAAAGGAGUUCCUAGAAUGGAAAGCAGCACGAAGGGAGGAACUGAGUGAUUAUCAGAAGCAGAUUGAGGAGCAGUAUCUAGCAAAUGUUGAGAAGGAGUUGGAGAGGUGGCAAAAUGCAAGGAAAGCAAGGAAAGCCAAUAAUGAUACGAUGAACUUACAGGAAACAAUGGACAAAGAGUUGGACACACAUAGGCUUGAGCAUGGUCCCAAGAAAAGAAAGAUCCCAGAUGGAAGCAACAAUGAAGAUGAGGAUGAUGUAGAAGAUAUCAACGUAGUGGAGGAUGACAUGAUGGAUGAUGUGUUGGAUGUUGAUGAUAACAGUAGAAUGGUUGAUGAAACAGCUAAAUCAGAUGCAGUUAAUGCCAGUCCAAAUGCGGAUAAUAUUGAUUAGUGAGUAAUUAAAGCCACUUAUCCCACCCUUUCGUCCAGCUGAACUUUACUAGGAAUAGAGGAAUUACUUGCCAUAUGUCGGGCAGUUGUCAUCUUGGUUUGUUUUAUGUCUUUUAUGUAAUGUGCUUUCUAGAGUUAUUUAUAUCAUGUGCUUUAGAGUUAUCUUUCUCCCCUUUUCCAUGUACGUGUAUUACAGUACUUUUGAAUGUUAAGUGUUGGUGUUACGAGAAACCAAGUAACAGGUAGUUUGUUUGCCAUGGGAAUGAAGUCA